GUACUUCCUCCUUAUGCUGGUGUAAUAUCUCAGACAGCUGAAGUCGUGAUAUGUGGUUCAGGUCAUUGGUGGCGAGUGCGUGCACUCUCGGUGUUCUCGCAGCUGUCCCGCAGAAAUUCGUUCCUACAGCCUUGUUUCACUCCGCUCCUAGGAAAUCAUCUCUGGUGGAACAGUCCGACAUGAAGGUAGAACUGCUGCCUGCUCUCACCGACAACUACAUGUACCUUCUCAUUGAUGAGGACACUAAGGAAGCCGCCAUUGUUGAUCCAGUAGAGCCACAGAAAGUAGUAGAUGCAGCCAAAAAGCAUGGCGUGAAACUCAAAACCGUCCUAACCACUCAUCAUCACUGGGAUCAUGCUGGAGGUAAUGAGAAGUUAGUGAAGUUAAUGCCGGGUCUUACAGUGUAUGGCGGAGAUGACAGAGUGGGAGCGUUGACUCAGAAAGUUACACACUACAACACUUUCAAGGUGGGCUCACUGAAUGUUAAGUGUCUGUUUACGCCGUGUCACACCAGUGGUCACAUCUGCUACUUCGUAACAAAAGAAAACAGCACCGAACCACCAGCUGUGUUCACGGGGGACACUUUGUUCAUGGCCGGCUGUGGAAAGUUCUUUGAAGGUACAGCUGAAGAGAUGUACAAAGCCCUGAUAGAGGUUUUAGGCCGUCUUCCUCCAGAGACGCGUGUUUACUGUGGUCACGAGUACACCAUCAACAAUUUGAAAUUUGCACGGCACGUUGAACCAAAUAAUGAAGCCAUUCGAACAAAAUUAGCAUGGGCCAAGGAGAAAUAUAACAAUGGAGAGCCGACCAUUCCUUCCACGGUGGCAGAUGAGUUCACAUUUAACCCAUUCAUGAGAGUCAGAGAGAAGUCUGUACUGGAGCAUGCUGGGACCAGUGACCCAAUUGAAGCCAUGAGGAGCAUCCGUAAGGAGAAAGACAGUUUUAGGGUUCCGAAGGAUUGAGCCCAUGUCAUCUCAGGCUCGCCUUUGUGUUAACCAUCACCAGUACGAUCAUCUGUGCUUGACAUUUCACUAGCAAUAGCAGAACUUCCUGCAGACACAUGGUACAUGGAAACUUUAGUUGCAUUUACAUACGCUCCAUUGAAAGCAAUAGCACAAUUAUUUACCUGUUUAUUUUUAUGAAGUCAACUAAUGGUCUUAAAUGAGCAAUAUACUAGAUUAUUUACCUGUAUGACAGAAAUACAGUGUAUUUGUGAAAAUCAUUGUUGCAAGCAAUACAUCUAAUUGAAAAAGAUUAUAAUUCUCUCUGUCUCUCUCUAUAUAUAUAUAUAUAUAUUACUGUUUAUAGUUACAGUUGCAAAUGUUUUCGUGUUAAUCUGCAUAUAUAAGAAGUUAUGAUCAUGCACUAGCUCUGUGUUAUAGGUUACACUUUAUUAUGUAAGUUUACGUACGUUUUAAAUUCUAAUUUUGACAUUUUCAGGCUUUGUCACUUUUCUGAAGGAUCCAGGCCAUGUUUGUCUAAAUGUGCAAUGUUUUAUUUUGUAAAUCAAAAAGAAAUAUUUUAUAUUUUGAGAUAUUAUUGGGUCUUGUGAACAAUUGUCAAUAAGCGGUGUUCCAACCAAACUAUAUUAUGUAUGUUCAUAUCAAUCUUAAAAUUGUUUGUGAUUGAAAUGCUUUAAUUUUGUGGUGUCCGGUUUAUUUUGAAUGUAGACAAUGUUGAACACUGGAGAUGCUUGUUUCAGCUUUUUCGUCUUUUGUUUAAGCUCAUUCAGUUGUUGUGGUUUCAGUUGAUCUGGCACUUUCCGUCAUCAAAAGUAACAGAGAAGAUCUAAUUGUGCUCAAUCUCAAUUAAAGUCUUAAUGUUAAAGUAA
Molecule: messenger RNA, 1831 nt
Organism: Xyrauchen texanus (razorback sucker)
Lineage: Eukaryota; Metazoa; Chordata; Actinopteri; Cypriniformes; Catostomidae
Gene: hagh
Product: hydroxyacylglutathione hydrolase
Exons: 9
Coding region: 51-962 (303 amino acids)
Biological process (GO): glutathione metabolic process
Cellular component (GO): mitochondrion
Molecular function (GO): hydroxyacylglutathione hydrolase activity
Source: RefSeq, a predicted model, not a curated record